AUGAAAACUCUUGGAGAUGAUGUUGAAGUGACAAAUUGUGUCAUAGAUGGAUGGGCAAGGUUUCUUAAUCAUAAAAAGCCGAGAAACAAGAUUUAUUUCUCAACAGUGCUUCAUCACAUUAUGUGCACAAAUAGAGUUUGUCAAGAAGGAUCAUCAAUGAAGACAAGAAUUAAUGCCUUCAUAGAAAGAAUUGACAAUGAACUGAAGUUGAAUAAAAUUGACAGCAUUGUUGGAUAUAAACAGGUCUUCUUCCCAGUAUCAACUUCUCAACAUUUUUUUCUGUUGUGCGUCAAUCAUAUAGAAGACAAAAUUCAUAUAAUUGACAAUAGAAAACUACCAAAAAAGGUAUCAGUCAAAGCAAAAUAUGAAGAACAACCAAAAAUGAUGUUAAAAGGAUUGGCAGAGUACAUGAAACACCUUGGAUAUCAAGAUGCAAAAAGAAUUGAAGACUACACAGUUGUUUUGGAAAAGAUGAAAUGGCGUAGCAACAAUGACUAUACAAACUGUGGAGUUUACAUUAUGAAGCAUAUGGAAACCUUCACUGCUGAUCCUAAUGAGAGUUGGAUUUGUGAUUUAAAACCAAACAAUGUGGAACAAAUUAGAAAUCUAAGGCUCCAAUACACAGCAGAACUGAUGUUAUUUGAAGAAAACACUGAAUCAAGAGCAAAUAGAAGGAAAGCUAGAAAAUUUGCAACUUUGUAGUUUCAAAUGUUCAUUUACAACUAUGUAUAUGUUCAUUUCUUAUAUAUGACUAUUUUUUUUUUUU
Chenopodium quinoa (quinoa) is the source of this 766-nucleotide messenger RNA. RefSeq lists its product as uncharacterized. Lineage: Eukaryota; Viridiplantae; Streptophyta; Magnoliopsida; Caryophyllales; Amaranthaceae. Gene Ontology annotation, molecular function: cysteine-type peptidase activity. The record is from RefSeq and is a predicted model, not a curated record. The transcript is spliced from 5 exons. Gene Ontology annotation, biological process: proteolysis. Bases 1 to 702 code for a protein of 233 amino acids.